CAGCAGCAGCAGCAGGAGCAGCAGCAAAAGCAGCAGCAGACACAGCCAGAUAGGCAGCAGCCGCUGGAAAGUUCUCACAAGUGCCAGGAAGGACUUUACAAGACUCCUAAGCAGCAGAAGCCAGAAUCAGCAGCAGCAGCUGCAGCAGCAGCUGCAGCAGCAGACGCUGCAGGAGCAAAGGGACAGCAAGCUGCAGCAGCACCGGAAGGAGCAGCAGCAACGCCAGCUGUUAAGCCAUCGCCUCCAAGAUUGGUUACACCUAGACCCGCAGCAGCAGCAGCAACAACAGCAGCGACAGCAGCGGCAGCAGCAGCGGAACUUCGUGCAGCAUCAGGCACUUCUCUAGCAGUGUCAACAGCAGCAGUAGCAUCUCCAAGAAGUGCUGCUGCUGCAGCAGGCAGCCAGAAGCCAAGCGAAACAUCUCCAAGAGGUUUUCUUGUGGCGAAGGUUUCCCAGACUCCCCCAAAUAAAGCAGCAGCAGCAGCAGCAGCAGCAAGAGCAGCAACGGCAGCAGCAGCAAGACCCGCAGCAAUAUUACCAGCAGCGGCAACACCUCCUGAAGGCUCGCUUUUGCUGCCUUCUCCCUCGGCAGCCGCAAGAACAGCAGCAGCAGCAGCAGCAGCAGCAGCGGCAGCAUCGCCAGCUGCUUCACCAUUGAAGCUCAAGCAGCAGCAGCAAAUAGCAGCAGCAGCAGCACCAAAGAUAGGAGCAGAUCUUCUAGCAGCUAAAAAGCUGCAAAGCGAAGAACGAACCCGCAGCAGCGCUGCAGCAGCAGCAGCAGCAGCUGGUGUUGCUGCUGCUGCAUCCGCGCCUGCUGUCGCUGCUGCUGCCCCUGCUCCUUUGCCCAGCCUAGCUGCUGCAGCUAAUGCUCAGCUACAAGCUCAAACGCCGCAGAGAAAGCUAGCCAAGCAGCAGCAGCAGCAGCCGCAGCAGCAACAGCAGCAGCAGCCGCAGCAGCAGCAAAGGCCUCUACAGCCAGCAGCCCGCUCACCUACUGCCCAGACACAGCUGCAGCAACAGCCGCCACAGCAGCAGCAGCAGCUGCUGCAGCAGCAAGAUAAGCCGCUAACGCCGAGAAGCAGCAGUGGUCCAGACGCUGCUGCUGCAAAACAGCGACGUUCAAGUCAGCAGCAGCAGCAGCGCUCAAACCAGCAGCAGCAGCAGCCGCUAACAGAGGAGCAGCAAGCGAAGCAACAGCAGCUGCUGCUGCAGCGGAGACUUCGCCAGCGACUGCAGCAGCAGCAAAGGCGCAGAAUCAAAGCAGGGCUAAGUGCAGCACCGCAGCGCCUAGGCAAAGCAAAGGCUCGUGCGCCUCGCAGCAGCAGCAGCAGCAGCAGCAGCAGCAGCAGUAGCAGCAGUGAUGAGGGCAGCAUCAGCAAAGCCGCUGCAAAGCCUAAAGCACGAGCCAGCAGCAGCACCAACGGCAGCAGCAACAGCAGUAGCAGCAGCAACAAGCAGAAGAGCAGCGGCAACGGCAGCAACAGCAACAGCAGCAGCAAGUGCAGCAACAGCAGCAACAACAGCAGCAGCAACCCCCUAGCUGCAGGUAAUAGCAAAGAUCAGGGUCCUCCCUCGCAGCAAGCUGCCCCCAAGCAGAGACUUACGGAAGUUAAAACAGCAGCAGCAGCAGAAGCUGCUGCUGCUGCUCCACGCGCUCCUGCUGCUGCUGCUAUUGCAGCAGAGGUAGCAGCGACAGCAACAAAGCUAGCUGCCGUGUCGGCAGCAAAUGUCGCAGCAGCAGCCCGUGCCUCUUCUGCUGCAGCUGCUCUUGCCAGCAAAGAUUCAGCAGCGCCAAAAGCAGCAGCAGCAACAACAACAACAACAACAGCAGCAGCAGCUGCUGCAGCAAAGCCACGGGCAGCAGGAAUAGCUGCCCCAGCACCGGCCACCUCCUCUCCUCCUGCAGCAAGCGGGUCUCAACCGCGGGUAAGGUCUCCAGCAGCAGCAGCAGCAGCAACUGCAUCAGCAGCAACUGCUGCUGCUGGAGCUGCAAAGGCACCUCCCAGCAGCAUGUCAGCACCGGCAGCAAGUGCAGCAGCACCAGGACCAGCAGCAGCAGCAGCAGCAGCAGCAGCCAACAAACAAGGGGUAGCUGGGGCAUUCACAAAGUUUCCGUUUGCUGCUUCAUCUGGCUCGGGCCAGCAGCAGCGCCGACUGCUGCUGCUGCUGCUGCUGCUGCUGCUGCCGCAACUUCGGAUGAAAAUGACAGAGACCCUUGGCUGCCCGACUCGCCAGCUGCUUCUGCGGGUUCAAUGCCUUCAUCACCAUCGUCUAAGGGGGCCCCCGGGAAGUUCCGGGCUCGAGUGUAUCUGGAGCUGCUUCUGCCAGGAGCUACAGCAGCUGGAGGCAGCAGCAGCAGCAGCAGCAGCAGCCGCAGCUGGGCAGCAAAGUACAAAGUCGAUACAUGACAGUGAGGACGAGGGACAGACACCACAGACGCAGCAGCAGCAGGAGCAGGAGCCGCAGCAGGAGCAGCAGCAGGAGGCGCCCAAUGAGGCAGCAGCAGGCCUUCAGGAGAUCCCGCAGCAGCAGCAGCACAGAGAGGAGACACAGAAGCAACUACGGGAAGCCACGGUGGAGACGCAGCAGCAGCAGCAACAGCAGCGGUAG
Eimeria tenella is the source of this 2610-nucleotide messenger RNA. RefSeq lists its product as uncharacterized. Gene Ontology annotation, molecular function: protein serine/threonine kinase activity. The annotation marks the transcript as partial. Gene Ontology annotation, cellular component: nucleus. The record is from RefSeq and is a predicted model, not a curated record. Lineage: Eukaryota; Apicomplexa; Conoidasida; Eucoccidiorida; Eimeriidae. The transcript has 4 exons. Gene Ontology annotation, biological process: positive regulation of apoptotic process; intracellular signal transduction.